AUGGCUGGAAUGCUUCCCAUCCCACCGGAUGAUCUCCGUUGCCGUAGACAUGGCGGCAAAACAUGGCGUUGCAGUGGAUGGAGAAUACACAACAAGUCCCUUUGUGAGUUUCACUUUCUUAAACGAUGCGACGUUAAGCAAGGAACAUCACAUGGCCAUGUUCAAUCAUCAGAAAGGGGGAAUGGAAAUCGAAAGUUUAAAAGAUGCCAUCAAUGUAACCGGAUUGACGAAAGAGUUGUGGAAUGCCGCAAAUGCAGACGCAAAUGCUAUUGCCUUUCAUGCAUCCAGACACGGUACUCAUCAGUGACAGAGGAAGCUAUUGCAGAGUGUUGCCCAUUUUGCAGUGGAAAUUGCAACUGCAAAGCAUGUUCAUGCCAGAAUCAAAUGGGUACUGGCAAUGUUGAAGUUGAAAUGCAAGUAAGUAGAGGGGAAGGAAAGUUUCAAUGCAAAGAGAAAUCUGAUGAUGAAGAGAACUACAAUGGAAAAACAGUUAAUUUCGAUUUGUUUUAAGUUCAAUUAAUCAUUGCUACCUUGUAUCACUAACUUAUCCUUGUGACUGAUUAUAGGAUACCAGCAAUAUCGAAGUUGAAAUGCAACUGAA
Messenger RNA from Mangifera indica (mango), 601 nucleotides. RefSeq lists its product as uncharacterized. The transcript is spliced from 3 exons. Gene Ontology annotation, molecular function: transcription coregulator activity; histone H3K9 demethylase activity; chromatin DNA binding. Gene Ontology annotation, cellular component: chromatin; histone deacetylase complex. NCBI's taxonomy places the organism in Eukaryota, Viridiplantae, Streptophyta, Magnoliopsida, Sapindales, Anacardiaceae. Gene Ontology annotation, biological process: regulation of transcription by RNA polymerase II. The coding region runs from base 1 to 510 and encodes 169 amino acids. The record is from RefSeq and is a predicted model, not a curated record.